AUGGGUGAGGCUCAAAGUCUGAACGUCAAUAGAGGCGCCCGGUCAAAAUCCGCGAGCUUGAGUGUCGAUAACGGCGCCGCGAUGAAGACCAAGUCGGCUCCCAAGAAGCCAAAAGCAUUGGGCCGCAGUCAGAGCGUUGCUAAUAUUGAGCGCAACUCUCCCCUCGUCGACGUACCCUAUCGCUUCGCAUGUGAUGAGCCCGUCGUCGGCAAAAACGUACACGUGCCUGAGAAAGUUGCGGAUGAGUACCAGCGCACGGCAAAUGAAGUUGGGUUGGCCCCAGUUGGGUAA
Molecule: messenger RNA, 291 nt
Organism: Parastagonospora nodorum SN15
Lineage: Eukaryota; Fungi; Ascomycota; Dothideomycetes; Pleosporales; Phaeosphaeriaceae
Exons: 2
Coding region: 1-291 (96 amino acids)
Source: RefSeq, a predicted model, not a curated record